Diabrotica balteata is the source of this 3015-nucleotide messenger RNA. The record is from the annotation of a GenBank genome assembly. Lineage: Eukaryota; Metazoa; Arthropoda; Insecta; Coleoptera; Chrysomelidae.
AAUAAAUAUAAAAUAAAUAAACAGCUGCUCAGUUCAACGCCGAGAAUAAAGACAGAAAAUACUAAAAGUUGGGACGGUGUAGAAACCCAGCAGAGGCCGUGAGUUAUAAUUAAUUCCAGAGGGUAUUUUGCGAUUUUGAAAGAGGGGGCAGCACGAAGUAAAAUCAAUAUCCUGCCGAGCCCCCCUUAGUAUACAACCCAAAGCCAAAGGGCGCGGUAAGUGAUGUUCGUGCCGUUCAAGCAUUAUAGUUGUGCAUCUUAUACACAAAAUUUCGCGUAAACAUUUGUGAAAACAAAGUAUAUUUAAUGUGAUUUUAAUUUUAAAAUAACUGUGUAGUGUUUAUGUGAUUAGUUAACCUUACAUAUUACGAUGAAGUUGCAAAAAAGCGUGCGUCUUUACGCGGAUAGACACUACGAAAAGUUGGGAAGCAUAUUUUCUGAUUUAUAUAAAGACAGUUUAUUGACAGAUUGUACGUUGUAUUGUAAAGAUGGGUCCUUAAAGGCACAUAAAAUAGUUUUGGCUGCUAGUAGCCGGUAUUUUAAGCAAGUUUUCAUUGAUCAUACCGACGACAACGCUAUUUUUAUGUAUGGUAUUUCGUACAGUCAACUUAAAAAUUUAAUAGAGUUGAUUUACAGUGGAAGUAUUGAUAUCCCAAACGAGCAUUUUACAUCAGUUUAUAAUCUUUGUGAAGAAUUGAAAGUUUCUGGAGUUAACGUCGAAUCUACAGAUAACAAAACAAAUGGUUCUCCAAGGGAUACCCGAUUUAAGGGACAAAAACGUGUUACCGUCGAUUUUGAGAAUAGCGAGGAUGCUAAAGCUGACCCCAUAUCUAUCACUGAAGUACCCGCUACUACGUCAACGUCAAGUACUCCAAGUCCCCUCGAACGCAGUACUAGGCUUAGUUCAGACAAAAAAGAGGAAGAUAGAGAACAAGUUGCGGAAACAAUAAAUGAAAGCAAUACUCAAAUUCAGACAGCUGAAGAACCCGAAAACAAAAGAUUAAAGAAAAAUGUUCGCAAACGAAGAUUAGAGGAAGAUGAAGAUUUAAAAAGUAUCGCAGCGAUAUUGUCGCAGUCAGUAGCUUUACAAAAACAGGAGAGAUUGGACGACGUUAUGGAAAACGAUACGGACGUAGCGAGCGAUAAAGUAUCAGAUCAUUCUCGUGUUGAUAAUGAUUCACCUAGUGAGCCGGAGAGUUCUAAUGUAACCGACGCUGAAGAACAAGGAACCCUCAGUGCUUGGGCAAGGAAGGAAAGGAAAUUUAAAUGUGAUUUAUGUACCAGUAGAUACUUAAAAUCUGAUGCUGUGCCUACUUUACAACUACCAGAUGAUCACGAAUCCAGCUUACAAAAGGAAAGAAAAAGAGUCGCACCAUUGAAGAAGAGAAGACAACAUAAAGCUGUAGAAGAUAUAUUAGCUGUAGAAGACAUAAAGGAGGAAUCAGAUAGCAAUGUUAAUAUGGAAACUGAAACAAGUAAUCAAGCAAUGUUACCUGUAGCACAUAUAGAACAGAAUGCUGUAGAAUAUAUAUUAGCUGUAGACGACAUAAAGCAGGAAUCAGAUAGCAAUAUUAAUAUGGAAACUGAAACAAGUAAUCCAGCAAUGUUACCUGUAGCACAUAUAGAACAGAAUGCUGUAGAAUAUAUAUUAGCUGUAGAAGACAUAAAGCAGGAAUCAGAUAGCAAUAUUAAUAUGGAAACUGAAACAAGUAAUCCAGCAAUGUUACCUGUAGCACAUAUAGAACAGAAUGCUGUAGAAUAUAUAUUAGCUGUAGAAGACAUAAAGCAAGAAUCAGAUAGCAAUUUUAAUAUUGAAACUGAAACAACUAAUACAGCAACCUUACCUGUAGCAGAUAUAGAACAUUUUAAAAGAGCUUCACAUUUAAAUCGACAUCAACUCGUUCAUACUGGCGAAAGACCGUUUGCUUGCGAGCAUUGCGAUAAGGCUUUUUCAAGACACGAUAAACUUAAAAAUCACGUACAUAAAACUCAUGAAUUAGGAGCUUUAAAUGAUGCUUUAGGACCUGAUUCAUUAUAUACAAUUGACCGUGUAGAUAUUCUGACUCCUGAAAUUAUGGUAAAAUCUGAAGAAAACAAUGUUUUAACAUAUGAUUCAUUAAGUGCAUUUGCUGAAACCAGUACACAGCAGAAAAAAAGAGGAAGGCCAAGGAAAUAUCCAAUAUCGACACCGAGGGAUUACGUAUUAAAUCCAGCUAAAAGCGUAAUAAUGCCAGGUAAAAAGCGAGGAAGGCCAAGGAAAACUGAAGCACCUUCAAAGCCUUUAAUAAAACGACCAAGAGGAAGACCAAGGCUACAUCCAAAUGUUGCUCGUCCCUUAAGCAAAAGACCCAGAGGUGGUUCAAGGAUAAAUCCCCUCGGUAUUGGAAGACCAGCUUCAUAUCCACAAUUUUUCCCAGACUCAUUCGACAGCGUCGGAUAUAUUACAACAAAGUCCCAUCAUCCCACACUCAGUGACUUUGAAUCCAGCCAAGAAAUGAUUUAUAAUUCCUCAGAGAUAGAUAAUAAUAUGGACCAAAUAAUGAUGGAACCAUUGGUGGAAAUAAAAACUGAACAAAUUGACCCCGAAAUUAAACCUAAUAGUGAAGAAGAUCCACUACCACCGAGCUCAACAUCCAGCAGUUCAUUUUUCGAAAAUAUCGGCCUAUAUGAAAACACGUCAGCAAUAGCGAAAAUAGGAGAAUGUACAAUAUCUGUAGCUACGUGCGGAACAGUUGGUCCAGGCCAUUCAGGAGCGCCAACGAACAAUUGAUCCUUUUAGUUUCUAAUGUUCAUAUUUUCAAAUGGAGAAUUUUUUUUUCAUCUUUGGUUAUUUUUAGAUGUUUCGUAGAUUAUAUAUCUAUAAGGAUAGAGCAGCAUUAUUAUUUUGUUUCUGUAAUAGCUUUAGUUUAUUUUUAAUGGAUUACUAAAGUCUUGGCGAUAUGUAAUGACUGAGGUGUGUUUUCAAAUUCACUUAGACAUGUAACAUCUUAUAAAAUAUAUAUCACUUUUAUUUUCU